Molecule: messenger RNA, 1812 nt
Organism: Hydractinia symbiolongicarpus
Lineage: Eukaryota; Metazoa; Cnidaria; Hydrozoa; Anthoathecata; Hydractiniidae
Product: kelch domain-containing protein 10-like
Exons: 2
Coding region: 389-1636 (415 amino acids)
Biological process (GO): positive regulation of stress-activated MAPK cascade
Molecular function (GO): protein binding
Source: RefSeq, a predicted model, not a curated record
UGAGGUAUGGGUCACUGAUGAAUUAAUAAUAGCCAUCAAAGAAAGAGACAAGAAGUGUGGAAUAAUCUUCCAGACCAAGUGACCUGUAAUGGAAGUCUGCUUUCGUUUAAGACUUCCAUCUCUAAUGUAUUUGGCAAAUUCGAAUGGAGAUCACUUUUUAAUUUUUGUUUUUAAUUCUUUUUCUUUUUAAUUUCACAGAUUAAAAAAUAUGUUACUAUGUUUGAUUAUGUGUGGGCAGUCUAAGGUUUAUCAUUUUUUGUUUUGUUUUUGUUCUACUGGCCCCCAGUGGAAACAAUCUACUAACUAAAGGUUUUUGUGAUUUUCUGGCCUAGCCACUUUAAAUAUUUAUUAUUAUUGUUAUUAUUAUUAUUGACAACAGCCUGUUUUAAUGUCAAUAAAUUGUGUGAUUGUUGUCAUAGGCUAUAAUUAUAUUGAAGAAAGGUGUUUUAUGAGUUUAAUUGUAAUGUUUGGAACUUUUCAAAAGAUAGAACCAUGCUUAACAAUGCUAGAAUCGCCAGAGCCUCGUAGUGGUCAUCGCAUGUGUGCCACUGAUAAUUUCUUAUAUGUAUUUGGAGGAUAUGAUGCAGCUAAAAGUAACAUAUUGUACAAUGAAUUGUGGAGAUACAACAUGACAACCAAACGUUGGGUUAAACUACCUGAUAACAAUAGAUCUGCUCCAAUAGAGUGCACAUCUAAUUCAAUGCUGUUAUGGAGGAACAAUAUAAUUAUAUAUGGUGGAUCUGGAUACCCUUUUGGUGUGACUAAUAGCAGCAAACUACUUAUGUAUUCUUUAAAGUACUACAAAUGGAUUGAAUUGGUGGAUAAAAUUCAUGAGACACGCACAAAAUGCAAAGAGUGUGGAUGUAGCACCACCUUGCAUGAAUCACCUACGGCCAAAUACGGGCAAAGCAUGAUCAUAACACAAGACUCAAAGCUUGUUAUAUAUGCAGGUACAACCGGAACAGCAUUUGUACAGGAGUUACAUACUUAUCAUUUAUACAAACAAAGGUGGAAAUCUUACAAAUUCUGUGAGCAACAUUCUUUAGCUCAACCAAAAAGUCGUUAUCGACACGAGGGAAUUUUAUACAAAAAUGAUUAUUUUAUUCUUGGUGGUUGUGUAUUAGAAGAAACUUUUGGUUUUGAGAAAAUUCACUCAUUGGACAUCAGUAGAAUGCUAUGGGAAAAACAUUGUUGUUCUUCUGAUGUGUAUUCUGGCGAUAACAAGCUUCCGCAACCACGCAGACAUCACUCUUGUACAUUGUAUAAACACAAUAUUUAUAUGAUUGGUGGAAGUGUAUACGACAACAACUUUUUGGAUGUAUGGUUAUUGAAUUUAGACACUAUGAAGUGGAAAAAAGAUUUCAGGUGUUUUCCAUAUGCAGUUCGUUUUCAUGCUGCAGCAGUAACUAGUGCUGGGUGCCUCUAUGUUUUUGGAGGAGUUGAUUCAAAGCAGCAACGCGUAUCUGAUCUUCACGUGCUAUGGCUUGAACCACCUUCGCUACUGGAGCAAUCUUGGAUGGCUGUUGUUAAAUUGUUACAACAAAACAGAGCUCUGAAUACGAAAGUAUUGAUGGAAUUGGGUGUGCCCAAAACUUUUCUUUUGCGGAUCGAUGACUCCAUUCCUCCUGCUGGAUAAAGUAUAAAUAAAAAGAGAGAAAACAAGAAGCGACGCAGAUUACAUAUAUAUAUUUAUAUGUUUUUAAGGAUAUUUUGUUUAACCUAACAACACAGUUUCUUGUAAUUAUAACAUUUUGGGGGGGUAUUGUUACUCAAUUACUCAAAGAGAAUGUAAAAACACCUAUACCAAAGAAA